AAGGCAAAGACACCCAAUUGGGUGAAAUAAACAUCGGUCAAGAUCUGAACACUCCUAGUCCGCAGUGGAUAUAAGAAGCCCUCCACACAACUCAACUUCUCCCAGACUCUUCAUUUCACUUCAUUGGCAAUCAAAGGAACUCAAAAUGAGCGGUGUGGUUGUGCAGAAUAUGUCCUUUAAGACGGGACAGACUCUGACUAUUACAGGAGUCCCCGAUGCUGAUUCCACAAAUUUUGCUAUUAACAUUGGUCACAGCGCUGAGGACGUCGCUCUACACAUGAACCCUCGUUUUGAUGCCCAUGGUGACCAGCGUACUGUAGUGUGCAAUUCAUUCCAGGACGGCAGCUGGUGUGAUGAGCAGAGAGAGGACAGCUUUCCAUUUAAUCAGAACGAGGAGUUCCAGAUAAAAAUCACUUUCACCAAUGAGGAGUUCCUGGUGACUCUUCCUGAUGGUUCUCAGAUUAAAUUCCCUAACCGUCAUGGUGCUGAGAAGUACAAAUAUAUUCACUUUGAAGGCGAGGUCAGGAUCCGUGGGAUUGAAAUCAAGUAGUCUAAUCAACACUUAAAUAAGGAUGCUGUUGUUGCCGGAAUGCUUAAUGCUUCUAUGCCUUAUGUUGUCACUUUUCCAGCUCUGUCAUUCCACAAUUUUCACUUAUUCAGAACGGAGUAUUUCAAUCACACUUUUAUGUCAAAUCAGCGUUUUAAUUUUGCUGUGGCACUGGCUAUCUAAACCACUAGAGGGAGCGCGACUAAAAUAAAUUGCUAUGAGCUUUAGCGGUACAUGUGAACCAUUUCCAUCUAGUUGAUUUUUCCUACUGCUUUUCUUCAGUGAAUCAUCAUGUUCUUCAGGUUUGUAACUAAAGCAGAUUCACAAGCUAUAGCUGUUGGCAUAUACAAUAAAACCUGUUUUCACAAAUAAA
Messenger RNA from Carassius carassius (crucian carp), 920 nucleotides. RefSeq names its product beta-galactoside-binding lectin-like. Gene Ontology annotation, molecular function: laminin binding; galactoside binding; carbohydrate binding. The record is from RefSeq and is a predicted model, not a curated record. The coding region runs from base 146 to 550 and encodes 134 amino acids. Lineage: Eukaryota; Metazoa; Chordata; Actinopteri; Cypriniformes; Cyprinidae. The transcript is spliced from 4 exons.